Messenger RNA from Synchiropus splendidus (mandarinfish), 839 nucleotides. RefSeq names its product ETS domain-containing transcription factor ERF-like. The record is from RefSeq and is a predicted model, not a curated record. Lineage: Eukaryota; Metazoa; Chordata; Actinopteri; Syngnathiformes; Callionymidae. Gene Ontology annotation, cellular component: nucleus. The coding region runs from base 1 to 735 and encodes 244 amino acids. Gene Ontology annotation, molecular function: DNA-binding transcription factor activity, RNA polymerase II-specific; sequence-specific DNA binding. Gene Ontology annotation, biological process: regulation of transcription by RNA polymerase II; cell differentiation. The transcript is spliced from 6 exons.
AUGGAUCCAAUGCAGUGCAGCUGCAGCUCCUCCUUCGGGCGUCUGACGUCACCGUACUGGAGCAGAGCCCUGCUGUACCCGGACUGGGCCUACAAGCCGGCCUGGUCCCCGGGCUCCAGGCAGGUGCAGCUCUGGCACUUCCUGCUGGAGCUGCUGGGCGGCGGCGAGGUCGGCGCCAUCGGCUGGGGACACGAGUGGGGCGAGUUCGUCAUCCGGGACCCCGAGAGGCUGGCCAGGCUCUGGGGGGAGAGGAAGGGCAAGCCUCACAUGAACUACGACAAACUCAGCCGGGCGCUCAGAUACUACUACAACAAACGAAUCCUGCACAAGACCAAAGGGAAACGCUUCACCUACAAGUUCAACUUCACCAAACUCAUCCUGGUCAACUACCCCGGCUUCCCAUCCAGCCAUCAGCUGGUCCCGGGCAGCCCGCUCCAGUUGCCCCCUGACUCUGGACUCCCUCUGCCUGCCGGACCUGGGUCAGUGAUGGCCGGAGUCCUCCCUCCCUACCAUCACCCUCUGCUGCUCCCCUGCUGCCUCCCCAAGCCCCUCCAUCCUCCCUGGCUGCUGCAGGGGCCCCUGAUGUGUGGCCCUGCUCCGCACGGUGACCCCAGCCUCCCUCCUCUGUGCAGAACCCUCACGGACUGGGAGGUGAAUGGAGGUGUGUUUGAGGGGAUGAAGACGCCUCAGCUCCCCGGACACGGCGACGCGCAGAUGAGGAGGAGGCGACAGUGAAGAGCAACCGACGAGGACAGUCGCACGCCACUUGGAUAAUCUGAACGCAUUUUGGUUCGAUGAACGUGUUAUUUUUGAACAAAGUUAUUUUUUUAAUUCAGCUG